AUGCAGACAGAGACGUGGUUGCAGACGCUGCGCUGGCAGUCGGCGUCCGGCGCGGAGCUGUCGCCCGUGUCGGUGGCGGGUCUGCGCGCGUCGCUGCCCGGCGGGUGGCUGCAGCUGCCGCCCUUCCCCGGCCGCCUCUUCCGGCCGGAGGUGCACGCCGCCGCCUACCGCUGCGCCGCCACCAACGUCGUCGGCUCCGUGGUCAGCCGCGCAGUCACCGUCCGCGCAGUGGUGCUGGACCAGCGGUACGAGGCGCAGGUGCACGACGAGUUCGCCAUCUCCGGCAACACGGCGGUCCUACGCUGCCACGUGCCAGCCUUCGCCAGGGACUUCGUGUCCGUGAGCGGCUGGCUGAGGGGCGACCCGCCUCGCGACCUCACACCUGACGUCACAACAGGUGGUCGCUUCUCUGUGUUCCCCACCGGUGAGCUGCACGUCCGAUCCGCGACAGAGGAGGACGCGCGCGCCGGGCCCUACCGCUGCCGCACCGCGCAUGCGCUCUCCGGACACGCUGCCGUCAGCUCCACCGCCGGCAGGCUGGUGGUGACGGAGGCCCGCGGCUCGGUGGCGCCGCGCCUCACAGACACCCGAAGUCACGUGACCGCCAGGGCCAGGCAGCCAGCGGAGCUGCCCUGCGCUGCGCAGGCCUACCCGCUGCCCCAGUACACGUGA
Schistocerca americana (American grasshopper) is the source of this 672-nucleotide messenger RNA. RefSeq names its product Down syndrome cell adhesion molecule-like protein Dscam2. NCBI's taxonomy places the organism in Eukaryota, Metazoa, Arthropoda, Insecta, Orthoptera, Acrididae. Bases 1 to 672 code for a protein of 223 amino acids. The transcript is spliced from 4 exons. The record is from RefSeq and is a predicted model, not a curated record. Gene Ontology annotation, biological process: cell-cell adhesion.